AUGGGAGAGCAAGGUGAUACAAUCGACCUCCCUAUGCUAACCAACGCUGACCAUCAGAAUAUUGAUAGGGAACAAAGAGCAAUUGUUGUCUCUCUCAUCACUACCUACGAAAACGACUUUCUCGAUGGAGUAAUGGCGCGAUGUUAUCCCGAUUUCCAAAUGCUGCUUCGGGUCACUGCUCGUAUUCUUCGGUUGAGUUCCAGGGGCUCUCGAUCGACGUCUCGUCUCUUACCACGUGAGCUGGAUCGAGCUCAAACAGUUUACAUUCGUCACACUCAGCAAAAACAUUCCCAAGAAGAACUUGAUUGUUUGCGACAUCAACGUGAGGUCAGCUCUCACAGCAGUUUGCACCAACUCAAACCAUUCUUGGACGAAAAUGGAGUGCUCAGGGUGGGCGGCCGGCUUCAACAAUCAGGCCUUAGCUACGACGUACGGCACCCUAUAUUAAUACCUCGACAUUCUAUCCUCACAUCAUAUAUUUUGAACCAUGAGCACAUUGUGCAUCACCAUUGUGGUCCCCAAACACUCCUGGCCGUGUCACGUAGGCGAUUCUGGAUCAUCAGUGGUGCAAGUGCAGCAAGGAAAAUUUAUCGUCAAUGUGUGAGGUGUGCUCGCAUUAAGCCAACGUCGAAGAAUCAACAAAUGGGUCAGCUGCCAUCUGAACGAGUGCAACCAAAUCCACCAUUUGCUAUUACUGGCGUGGACUAUGCCGGUCCGGUCAGCAUUGUUGGACGUAGGACAAGAGGUGCAAACCAAAGUAAGGGAUAUAUCGCACUUUUCAUUUGCUUUACAACAAAGGCCGUGCACAUGGAAGCCGUGUGUGAACUUACAACUGCUGCUUUCCUGGCAGCAUUCACUCGCUUCUCCAGCCGCUACGGAUUGCCGUCGAAAAUGUUUUCGGACAAUGCAACCAAUUUUCGCUCGACAGCUAAACAAUUUCGAGAAAUGUACGUGCAGCUCAACUCUUCUUUACACAACGAUCAAGUCACUGACUUUCUGACCGACAAGGGAGUGGAGUGGAAUUUCAUCCCACCUCGGUCUCCACACCAUGGCGGAUUAUGGGAAUCCGCAAUCAAGGUUGCUAAGCAGCAUUUGUCGAAGAUAACCAAAAAUUACAUCUUCACUUUCGAGGAACUGUCCACGCUAAUCGCUCAAAUCUCAGCCACCAUGAACUCAAGACCUCUCACACCGAUCUCCAACAGACCAAUGGAUGCACAGCCUCUCACCCCUGCUCAUCUUCUCAUUGGUCGGGCGCUCACCACCGUUCCUGAAGUUAACUUACUGGAGCGGCAAAAUUCAUCGCUAUCACGUUGGCAGUUCAUUCAGCGCCUCUCACAAGAAUUCCGUAGCAGAUGGCAGACAGAGUACGUGCGUUCCUUGCAGCGGAUGUCGAAAUGGCAACGACCAUCGCAAAAUGUUUCGGUCGGAGACUUCGUUCUUCUGGUGGAUGACAAUUCUAAGCCAAAGCAAUGGCCUACGGAUCGCGAGAAAAAAAAGCUCGACAACAACAAGGAAGACGAGAGUGGUUUUCCCGAAGCUUCAAAUUUUGGAGAUACCCCCAAAUCUCGACCAAAGUGGAAAAGUGCAUUUUCAUCGACCGCACGAUCACUUCCGCCCUCGACGGGUGUCAUUAUCGGCACCAGGAGCCGAUUUAUGGGACAUAAUUAA
Molecule: messenger RNA, 1668 nt
Organism: Toxorhynchites rutilus septentrionalis
Lineage: Eukaryota; Metazoa; Arthropoda; Insecta; Diptera; Culicidae
Exons: 2
Coding region: 1-1668 (555 amino acids)
Biological process (GO): DNA integration
Molecular function (GO): nucleic acid binding
Source: RefSeq, a predicted model, not a curated record